This is a messenger RNA of Eriocheir sinensis (Chinese mitten crab), 2997 nucleotides long. RefSeq names its product monocarboxylate transporter 1-like. Gene Ontology annotation, biological process: transmembrane transport; monocarboxylic acid transport. The record is from RefSeq and is a predicted model, not a curated record. Gene Ontology annotation, molecular function: monocarboxylic acid transmembrane transporter activity. The coding region runs from base 563 to 2137 and encodes 524 amino acids. The transcript has 6 exons. NCBI's taxonomy places the organism in Eukaryota, Metazoa, Arthropoda, Malacostraca, Decapoda, Varunidae.
UGGACGCCAUUAUUGGCCCUGUCUUCGCCGCGAGACCGUGUGCUAGUGUUUGAAAAGCGCGGUGAAAACACAGGGCCAAUAAUGGCGUCCAAAUCUUAGGUUGUCGGGACUCUAUGAGGGACUCUACAGAUCACGACCCAGAAACGGGUUACGCUAAAUGGAAGAUGCUAUUAGCUGGCCCGACUUGGUAUAUGUAGAUUAGCCCCUUGCCUUCGGUACCGUCUCUCGUACCGAGGCAGGCUCCCUUUGUUAUUUUACUUUUGUUUCUUGGCGUGAUCUAUGUCCGAGUGACUUAAUUAGUUAUUUAUAUUUAAGUAAUUAUUUAUUUUAGUUUUCAUUUAUUCCGUUGCGUGACUAUACCUCUCGGGUAUAGUAUUGGUAGUCUCGGAUUGGGAGGUUUUGGCCGCCUAACAAUCUACAACUCGAGAGAGUCCUCGCACCACCUCCUCGUGGUGUGAUUGGGGAGUCAACGAACCGCGAGACUGACCUGACAAGUAGUUAAUAAUACCCUCGCUCUAACAGCGUGUAUCAGUGGCCUAGAUGCAGCCUUGAGAUAAAGAAGAUGGAGAUGAAGAGAAGGGCCAGACAACCUGACGGAGGUUGGGGGUGGAUGGUGAUGGUUGGCUGUUUCUUUAUCAUGAUGCCUCUCACCAUGUUUUCCUUCGGCUACUCCAUCCUCUUCUCUGAUUUUCUCCUGUCCCGCGGCGCCUCCUCCACCACCAUCGCUUGGAUCUUCAACCUUCAUAUCUUUUUAUGGAACGCCAUCGGGGUGUUCACGGGGCCACUAACUAAGGAAUUUGGCUUCAGGCGCGUCAGCUUGGUUGGCUGUGGCCUUGCGACUGUUUGCGCCCUCGCCCUUGUCUUUGUGGACUCCUUGUGGGCCCUGUCCGUGUUCUUCGCUCUCGUAGGGAUGUUCGGGGGUCUCGGAUUCAAGCCAUGUUACCUUCUCCACCCAAUCUACUUUGACCGCAAGAGAGGGCUAGCCAAUAUAUUCCUGAUGGCCGGUGUGUGCAGUGCACAGUUCAUUGGUCCUCCGCUAAUCCGUCACUUCCUGGUCGAGUAUGGUCGCAAAGGGGCCACAUUACUCCUCUGCGGUAUAGUCCUACAGUGUAUAGUGGGCGCCGCCUUGUUCCAGCCUGUCGAGUGGCAUAUAAAGGUUGAUGCGGAGCAGGUUAACGACGAAGAUGAGGGACAAGAUAAGGAAAAGGUGCAUGAAGGUGAUUCAGGUGCUGCGGUGACGGAUGAGAUGAGGGCGAAGGAAGUUGGGAGACGCAAGAUGCCGGGCGUGAGCCUGUCCAGACGACCCAGUGAGGUAUCAAUGCUCUCCUUAGCGGAGUCUGAUAUCGACCUAUCUAGCAUGCCUCCUAGGAGUCGCCGAAUGUCCUAUGACCUUGAAACUACCACAGGUAACAAGAACCUCUGCAAAAACAUCAACGGCUCCUUUAGGAGCGUGCGAGGGCUGUUGCAGGUGUUUGGGAAUGUGUUGAAAUCGGUGAUAUUCGACAUGAAGAUCCUCAGGUCCCCUCGAGCCCUCAUCAUUGUGGUGGGCGGUAUGCUCUCCAUCAACGCCUAUGUAAACUUCCUCAUGACGGUGCCCUUCGCAAUCCAGGGCGCCGGUCACUCGCUCUCUGACGCUGCCUGGUGUAUGUCCUUAGCGGCGGUGACCAACCUAGCAGCGCGUCUCAUCGUCUCAGUCCUCUCCGACCAGCCGUGGUUCAACAUCCGCAUCGCCUACAUGGCCGGCGCUGCCAUCAUUAGCCUCAGCAGCGCAGUGUUCGGCUUCCUGCAGAGCCUCAUACACAUGCAGGUGGCCAUGGCGGUGUGGGGCUGCGGAGUGGGCAUCAACGUGUCCCUGGGUAUCCUGGUCAUGCCUCACAUCAUGGGCAUGGAGAAGAUGUCAUCCAUAUUUGGAGCCAAUUCACUCAUUCUUUCCAUCUCCAUGAUCAUAUUCGGUCCUUUGUUCGGCUUUAUCAGGGACGCCAGUAGGAGUUACGUCGCAAAUAUGCUGGCGAUGGGCUGCUGUGGGGGUCUGAGCGUCCUGCUUUGGUGCUUCAUGCCCGCCGCGAUGGCCUACGACGAGAGGAAAGAGGCUGAGCAAAGGAGAGAAGAGGAGAGAGAGGAGCUGACUGAGGUGUGAAGGAUAGAUAUAUAGAUAGAUAGACAGAAUGUAUAUAAGUAAUAACAAAAUUAUGGAUAUACAAUGCAUCCAUUGUGUUGACCCAUACUUAUAGUAUCUGAGAGGUUUAUUAUCACUUCUUUUAUAAUGCUUAUUAUAAUGCUACGAACAUUUAUUAUUUCUUACUACCCAUCACUGGAAUCGAACCAAUGCGCUGGCGUCAUUGCCUUCGAUCCUCGCCACCCUAAGGUCUAUAAGAAAUGAGACAAGUCACCCAUAUGCCUUCCUCCCCCAAUCUGGCUCUGUAUGGCGGUAGUUGUGACUUUAUCAGACCAGAGUGCGUUACUUAUAAUUAUUAAGGCAGAUUGCUUUCUACCCAGAACAAGAAUCAAGCCAAUGUAUUGGCGUUGUUGCCCACCCCGCCAUCCAGGACUCCAUCAGGACCGAGGCAGGAGAAGGUAAAUGAGGAAGAGGUGGAGGAUGAUGGAGAAGGGGAAGAAUUGAUAAGAGGAAAGCGUAGCAGAAAAAAAGAUACUGAGGUAACAGGAGGAACUGAAAAUAUGAUACAGUCGUAGAGAGAAGAGGAAGAAAAGGAAAGGAGUAAGAAAGUUAACAAGAGGCAUACAAGAGAAUUAUUAUCAUAACGCUCAAGAAUAUUUCAACAAUGUCGAUUUAUAACCUCAUUCUACGCCCUUCUCCAUCAUACAAACCCACUGUCCUCUCAAUACCUGUAUGAUGGGACAGCACUCAGGACUCAUUGUCUUGUUAGGUAUUCCUCUCAUCACCACCGACUCUUUGGUUACUUCUCCUCCUCCUCCUCUUCAGCCCAGGGGCACAGAGGAACAGCAGUCAACAGCUUCUCCCAAACCAGCGUGAGUUUA